This is a messenger RNA of Mya arenaria, 735 nucleotides long. RefSeq names its product neuronal acetylcholine receptor subunit alpha-6-like. Gene Ontology annotation, cellular component: synapse; membrane; neuron projection. The record is from RefSeq and is a predicted model, not a curated record. Bases 1 to 735 code for a protein of 244 amino acids. Gene Ontology annotation, biological process: regulation of membrane potential; chemical synaptic transmission; monoatomic ion transmembrane transport. Gene Ontology annotation, molecular function: transmembrane signaling receptor activity; neurotransmitter receptor activity; extracellular ligand-gated monoatomic ion channel activity. The transcript is spliced from 2 exons. Lineage: Eukaryota; Metazoa; Mollusca; Bivalvia; Myida; Myidae.
AUGACGUGGAAUCCCGCUGAUUACGGUGGUUUGAAUGAAAUCACUAUACCGUCAGACAUGGUUUGGAAACCAAUGAUAAUUCUCACGAGCGCCGUCGGAGAAAUUGUGCCGAUAGGGAUAGAUGCCAAUUGGUUGCCCGUCAGGUUUCAUUUCAGCGGGAUUGCAGCAUGGUCACCAGGAGAAAGUAUCAGCUCCAACUGCCCAAUGAACGUGAAGUAUUUUCCUUUUGAUACACAGGUUUGUGAAUUUAUGUUCAUACCCUGGGGCUUUAAACCGAACGAGGUAGUAAUUCGGAAGCAAAAUGACGUCGUGCAAAAUGACUUAUUCUCGGAAAACGGGCAGUGGGAAUUCUUAGAGUCGGAGAUAAAAACGGACACUCAACCUGGUUAUUCGUCCAUAACAGCGCAUAUUCGACUUCAGCGCCGAUCAGCGUUUUUUCUCGUCAAUUUUGUGUUCCCUGUUGUUUUUAUUACGCUGUUAAAUCUGCUGGUGUUUUGCCUUCCCGUCGAAAGCGGAGAGAGAAUGUCGUUUACAGUCACAGUUCUGCUGGCAGUGGCCGUGUUUAUGACCAUUGUAGCAGCCAAUCUCCCAAAGAAUUCCAAAGACUCUGCACUCAUUGGCUAUUUUUUCCUGCUAAAUAUGGCGCAAGAUGCACUUAUUGUGAUCGAAACCGCAAUCAGCAUUAUUGCAUUCUACAAAACUGGAGAAGUUCCCAGACCAUUGAAUGUGUUUUAA